GCAAAAACACCGUAUUCCAUCCAGGUUCAUUAUUCCCUCAAGAGUUUGAUUGUGAAAUGUUCCCCGUCUCCAUGAGUUAGGGUUGGCGUUUGCUUAAAGGGGGAGCGUGUGUGUCAAAUUACAUGGAAACUGGUUCUACUCCUGCUACAAUUCGAUAUUUUCGUUGUAGUUUCUUCAAACGCUGUUGUCGCUGUUUCUGCUGUUGCUAUACAUUUCCUUGAUUGUACUUCCAAUUUAGAGAAUUUUGAUUUUAUUUACAUCUAUUUGUGUGUGUUUUGGGGUUUGAUAAAUGGAUUUAUCACAAGCUCAAUCGGGUUUAUCGCUGGGGUUUCACUCUCACACGUCCUCCAAUACGAAUCCAAUUCCAUUGCAAUUGCUAGACCAAAAGGAUGAGGUAAUUGAGAAAUUUCAUGGUAAAGAUGAUGAUCAUUUGACAGAAGAAGAGGAGAAUUUUAGCAUUUUGGGACACCCGAUGUGUUUAAAGAGGCAACGAGGAGGAGAUGCUGCCGGUCAAUCAUCGUCGUCGUCAUCUUCGUCGCCGAACCACCCUCCAAAGCGGGCUGCCAUCGAACAACCAGGGCUUGAAUCUCGACGAGCUGUGGUUCGAGCUUGGGGGAACCAGCCACUUCCUUCUGUAGACCCUGAGAUUCAUCAGAUUAUGGAGAAAGAGAAGCAUAGACAAGUUAAAGGUAUUGAACUUAUAGCUUCCGAAAAUUUUGUUUCUCGUGCUGUUAUGGAAGCUCUAGGUAGCCACUUGACUAAUAAAUACUCUGAGGGAUUGCCUGGUGCGAGGUACUAUACUGGCAACCAGUAUAUUGAUCAGAUUGAAUCCAUAUGUUGUAGUCGGGCGAUAGUGGCAUUUGGACUUGAUUCUGAUAAAUGGGGUGUUAAUGUGCAGCCUUAUUCGUGUACCUCUGCCAACUUUGCUGUUUAUUCUGGCCUUCUGUUACCUGGGGAUAGGAUUAUGGGGUUGGAUUCUCCUUCUGGUGGGCAUUUGAGUCACGGAUAUUAUAUUCCUGGGGGUAAAAAAGUGUCUGCUUCUGCUAUUUUCUUUGAGAGUUUGCCUUAUAAAGUGAAUCCUCAAACUGGAUAUAUUGAUUAUGAUAAGAUGGAGGAAAAGGCUAUGGAUUUUAGACCUAAGAUACUUAUUUGUGGUGGAAGCUCGUAUCCGAGGGAAUGGGAUUAUGCCAGGUUUAGGCAAGUUGCCGAUAGGAUUGGAGCAGUACUCAUGUGUGACAUGGCUCAUAUUAGUGGCCUUGUGGCAGCUAAGGAAUGUGCAAGUCCUUUUAAUUAUUGUGAUAUCGUUACCUCCACUACUCACAAAAGUCUUCGAGGUCCUAGAGGAGGAAUUAUAUUUUACAGGAAAGGGCCUAAACCAAGGAAGCAAGGAGUUCAUCCUAAUCACGGUGAUGGUACUAGCCAUUAUGAUUUGGAGGAAAGGAUAAAUUUUUCUGUACAUCCAUCAUUACAAGGAGGGCCACACAAUAAUCACAUUGCUGCUCUUGCUAUAGCCUUAAAACAAGUAGCUACCCUCGAGUACAAAGCAUAUAUGCAACAGGUGAAGAAAAAUGCCCGGGCAUUAGCAUCUGCCUUGUUGAGGAGAAAAUGCAGAUUGGUUACUGGGGGUACCGACAACCAUUUGUUGCUCUGGGAUCUAACUACUCUUGGCUUGGCAGGCAAGAACUAUGAGAAAGUAUGUGAAACAUGCCACAUUACUAUUAAUAAAAGUGCUGUAUAUGGUGAGAAUGGCGUUGUUUGUGCUGGUGGAGUGAGAAUUGGCACUCCUGCUAUGACAUCAAGAGGCUGUUUAGAGGGGGAUUUUGAAAUUAUCGCCGACUUUCUUCUUAGGGCAGCUCAGAUCACAAGCGCAUUACAAAGAGAACAUGGAAAAUUCCAAAAAGAAUUUCUCAGGAGUCUUCAAAAUAACCGAGACAUAAUUGAGCUCCGAAACCGGGUUGAAACAUUUGCUUCUCAGUUUGCAAUGCCGGGAUUUGACUUUUAAAUGUGCAAAAGAGGCAACUCGAUUGAAUCCAUGGAUGAAUUUUUCUGCUUCUGUGGCUUCCUCAUCAUGGUAAUCUGUCCAUUUUUCUACAUACUAUAUUUUUCACAUUCGGUGUCUUGUAAAUUAGCGAUCUUUUAGGUAACUCCUCAACUCAGUUACUUAAUCUCAAGUUAAUUGGGAUCAGCUGUAUGGAUUAUUUUAGAUACCUUAGUAAAAAUAUAUCAAUAUCAACUUCAAAUUGUAUUUCCCUGAUUUUGUAAAAAUUUAUAUAAAAUAUUAGGAAGACAAGAAUAAGUAUAAAACUUAACGGAGGCCUUGCUGGAUUUUCUUGAAGCGCCUCAUUGUUUGCCCCUA
Molecule: messenger RNA, 2356 nt
Organism: Mercurialis annua (annual mercury)
Lineage: Eukaryota; Viridiplantae; Streptophyta; Magnoliopsida; Malpighiales; Euphorbiaceae
Product: serine hydroxymethyltransferase 7
Exons: 4
Coding region: 290-2002 (570 amino acids)
Biological process (GO): L-serine catabolic process; folic acid metabolic process; tetrahydrofolate interconversion
Cellular component (GO): cytoplasm
Molecular function (GO): serine binding; zinc ion binding; glycine hydroxymethyltransferase activity
Source: RefSeq, a predicted model, not a curated record